GGCUCGGGGCUUGUCCUGCCCUGGAGCCGGUGGGCAGGGACGGAGCCUGGCGUGGGAGUGGGGAGGGCGAUACCCGCCCAAGGGACCCGGCCCCCGGUGCAGCACCGCGCUCAGCGGCCCCGGCCCGAGAGAUGGAGCGGUACCACGUCCUGGAAAUGAUCGGCGAAGGCUCCUUCGGGCGCGUGUAUAAGGGGCGCCGGAAACACAGCGCCCAGGUGGUGGCCUUGAAGUUCAUCCCCAAGGUGGGGCGGUCUGAGAAGGAGCUGAAGAACCUGCAAAGAGAAAUUGAGAUCAUGAGAGGCCUCCAUCACCCCAACAUCAUCCAGAUGCUUGACAGCUUUGAGACUGAUAAGGAGGUGGUGGUGGUGACUGACUAUGCAGAGGGGGAGCUUUUCCAGAUCCUGGAGGAUGAUGGGAGUUUGCCUGAGGACCAGGUCCAGACCAUCGCUGCUCAGCUGGUCUCUGCUCUCUAUUACCUGCACUCCCACCGCAUCCUGCACCGAGACAUGAAACCCCAGAACAUCCUUCUGGGCAAAGAUGGUGUCGUCAAGCUCUGUGACUUUGGGUUUGCCCGUGCCAUGAGCAUCCAUACCAUGGUGCUGACCUCCAUCAAGGGCACCCCACUGUAUAUGUCCCCUGAGCUGGUGGAGGAGCGGCCGUAUGACCACACAGCAGAUCUCUGGUCUGUGGGCUGCAUCCUGUACGAGCUGUUUGUGGGCACUCCUCCCUUCUACACCAACAGCAUCUUCCAGCUUGUCAGCCUCAUCGUCAAGGACCCUGUGAAAUGGCCCACGGCCAUGAGCCCGGUGUUCAAGAGCUUCCUUCAGGGACUACUAAUGAAGGACCCCCACCAGCGUCUGUCAUGGCCAGAGCUGCUCUCUCAUCCAUUCAUUGCUGGACGGGUUACUGUGAUCGAUGACACAGAAGAGUGUGGGAUCUCAAACCCCUUUACUACAAAGCUGUCCCCAGAACUGCAGGCCCUGAAGGAACAGCAAGCCCAUUCCCUGGUCCCCAGGAGCAGCCAGUCCAGGAUCCUGAGAAAGGCCCAGCAGAAGAUGGUUGAAGAGGCACAGAAAAAGGGGCAACUGAAGGUAGGUGAUGCAUUUAUGAAGGACUCUGGCAAUGGACACCCCAGGCAUAGACCCAGAGCAGGUCCAGGCAAGGCAGCCCCUGAGGAGGGGGAGCCACUGGCUGCCUCCAGUGAGAAUAACUCUGGUCUCCUGCAAGGAAAGAGCAGCAUGGCAGAGUGGGAAUUGGAGGAGUCUCUUCCUGACCCAUGCCAGCACAGCAUCUCUCGAGACUAUGAGCGGGAGUUUCCUGGAGCAGGUGCCCCUCCACAGCCUGAUGCUGGCAGGGCAGAGCCCCGGGGCAGGCGCAGCAUUGAGGCCGUGGACCUGGAGAGUGAGGAGCUGGAGAGCGAUGAGGAGUGGCAGCACUUGAUUGAGGCCACUGAGCCCUCGGCCAUGCAGCUGAGCACACCUCUGAGCCUCCUGAGGGACCCAGCCUUUCAGCACCGUGUCAAGGACUGCCUGGCAGACUCUGCUCAGCAGGUGCUGGAAGGGAUGCUGGAGGGUGCCUCCUAUCUCCGUCCUGUGCUUCGUGUUGUGGGGAACCUCCUGGCUACCCGGUGUGACUCUGAGCUGUUGGACCACUUCUGCCAAGAACUGAAUGUGCCUCUGUCCCUGCUGUGUUUAGCCAAGCAGAUCCUGGAGAGUGGUUGCACCAAGCAGCAGCCCUGGUGUAUCACUGUGCUGACAGACCUCCUCAUGGUGACCACAGUUUAUUUCAGCAGUGAACGCAGCCUGGAGGAGAGUGGGCAAAAGGACAGCCUGCAGACCUUCCAGGAGAGUGCUGGUUGCUUCCUGGCCCUGCUGCCGGAGCUGCUGGCUGAGCCAGUCGACAGUGAGAUGAGACUCUGCCAGCAAAGCCUUCUGUGGUGGCAACCCCUGUGUCUUCCCCAGUGCUUCACCCAGCUCUGUGAGAGCCUGGAUGCGACAGACCCCUCCAUCUCUGCACCCUUCUACGCCGGCCUGCGAGAGGAGCAUCAGCCACUGCUGAACAGACUCCUUCACGGAUCCAUCUCAGAGCAGCCUGCUCUGCGAGGUGCAGCGAUGGAGGCCAAGUCAGACCAGAGCCCAUGUGUGGCAGACCUCUUCAUGGCUGCACUGGCUGCUGCCUGCAGUAUCCCCCUGGAGAGGAACAGCUGUCGGGAAGCCAAGCAGCAGGUCGCUCAGGCAGUAGCUGAAAAGCUUAUGGAAGGAGAGAGCCAGCAGCUUGGGAAACUGCUGGGAAGACUGGAGCACUCAAGCUGCUCCUUGAAUGUACUGAAGAUCCUCUAUGCUGGCUGCCAUGCCCACCCAAGCCUGUGCCAGCACCUGGGAAGGAGCCAACGGCUGUGGGGUUUCCUCAUGCAGCUCUUGAAGGGUGAGGUCCCCUCGGUGGAGGUGGCCCAGGAGGCAGCCUGUGAGGCCUCUGUGUGCCUGCUAGCCCUGCUCACUCUGCACUUUCAGGCUUCCCCUCCCAGGCUUCAGGAGGUGGUUACCUUGGCUGUGGAUCUCAUCACGCAAUCUCCUGUUGGUGAUUGCCUUGUGGGUGCUGCAGCAUUCCUCCUGGCACAACUCAAUCAGCAUGGGGUGGCCUUGGAGCUCAAGGGAGAAGAGGUCCUACCAGUGGUGACAAAUGCGCUGACAACACCUGCUAAGCUGCAGCUCCCCCUGCCAAUGGGUGCUGGUCUCUAUGAUGGGCUCUUUUUCCUCCUGCUGAAACUCCUUGCUCAGGAGGAUGUGGCCAUGGAGCAGGGCUUUGCCUCCUCAGAGCUGUGGAGCCUGGUCUGGCAUUGUGUUGCUGUGGUGCUUCAAGUGGGCAGUGACAGGGCAGCGCUGGAGGGAGAGCCCCCAGGGGCAGGCCACCCCAUGGCAGAGCCAGACUGGAACCUCCUUUCCCCUCAAGGCACCCUGCUCUUCCUCAGCCUGGCCCUCUGCAUCUUCACUCGUGAGUCGCACCAGUGCCUGCCUCAGCUCACCCAGUCCCGUGGUGUCCUCAUGGUGACCCUGAAGAGACUGCUGUCCCCCAGCUUCCUGGAAUGCCUGGCACAGACGCAAGCAGGAGAGGACCCUGAGGUUGUCCCAGCUGUGGUCAUCCAGGCCUGCCAGCUCCUCUGUUUCCCUUUUGCCCUGGAUGUGGAUAGAGACACCUUAGCACUGAUCAUGGAGGCUAUGAGAGACACCCAGAUCCCUGCCCAGCUGCUGCAGGUCUGCUCUCGCCAUCUGCCCUUCUCAUUCACGGAGCUCCCUAUGAGCCUCCUGUGCCACCUCGUUGUGUCUGACACUCAGGUCAUAGACCAAGUGGUGAGGGAAGCUGCCACCUCGGAGCAUGUCAUUGCCUUUUUCAAAUCUGCCUUGUUCUCAGACAACCUCACACUCACAACUGACCUCCUGUCUCUCUUGACCCAUGUGGCCCGGGCCUGUUCGGAGCAUCUGCCCUUUCUCCAGAGGAUCCUGAGGGGCUUGGAUGUGGCUGACCAGCCAGCAAAGAUGCUGCUGUAG
This is a messenger RNA of Manacus vitellinus (golden-collared manakin), 3545 nucleotides long. It is a transcript of the gene STK36, whose product is annotated as serine/threonine kinase 36. Gene Ontology annotation, biological process: protein phosphorylation. NCBI's taxonomy places the organism in Eukaryota, Metazoa, Chordata, Aves, Passeriformes, Pipridae. Gene Ontology annotation, molecular function: ATP binding; protein kinase activity. The record is from RefSeq and is a predicted model, not a curated record. The coding region runs from base 132 to 3545 and encodes 1137 amino acids. The transcript is spliced from 27 exons. Gene Ontology annotation, cellular component: cytoplasm.